GUCUUCGCUGCUCUCGGUGGCGGCGGGGAGGGCGAGCGGAAACCCGCCUCCAGGAGACAGUCCCGGCCAGGGCGGGCGGGUGAGGGGAUGCGCCUUAGCUUUCCCGAGCCGCAGCCAUCAUCUUUAAUUAGUAAUUAGCUCGUCCCAGUCACCCCUGGCCAAGCACUGCCCCAUGCGCGGUGACCCGCCGCCGGUAGGUCGAUAGCCGGCGACCGACGGCAAGUUCCUCCCGUGGUGCUGGCGUGCGGGUCACUUAAACCAUGGGGAAUGGGAUGAACAAGAUUCUGCCUGGCUUGUUUAUUGGCAACUUUAAAGAUGCCAGAGAUGUAGAGCAGUUGAGUAAGAAUAACAUUACCCACAUUCUCUCAAUCCAUGACAGUGCCCGCCCUAUGCUUGAGGGAGUGAAGUACCUGUGCAUUCCUGCUGCUGACUCGCCCUCGCAGAACCUGGCAAGGCAUUUCCGAGAGAGCAUCAAAUUUAUCCAUGAGUGCCGGCUGGCAGGUGAAGGCUGCCUAGUUCAUUGCCUUGCAGGUGUCUCCAGGAGCGUGACGUUGGUGGUUGCCUACAUCAUGACCAUCACUGACUUUGGUUGGGAAGAUUCGCUGUCUGUCGUCCGUGCAGCCAGAUCCUGUGCCAAUCCUAACAUGGGCUUCCAGAGGCAGCUGCAAGACUUUGAGAAACACGAUGUCCAUCAGUUCAGGCAGUGGCUGAAGGAAGAAUAUGGGGAAAACUCUUCUCAGGACCUGCAAGAAGCCAAAACUCUUCUGAGCAAGUAUAAAGAACAGGCAGAGUUGCAGCAGAAUACUGGAGGAAGACAGUGGAAUAACAACUUCUCCUCUGUACCUUCUCUCUCAUACAGCAAUUAUACAACAGAGACCUAAUCAUAGGAGGUUGAUUUGGUAAUUUUUUUCUUUCUGCCUUUGAACAACAUCUUGCCAUAAUUUCCAUCUCAUCUCCAAGACUCUCAGCAGUAAUCAUGCAAACACUUGAUUUGUGGAAAGCUUCUUGAUGCAAAUACUACAUGUAUGUGUGUGUGAGUGAGUGUGAUUCAUGCAAUUCUACAACCUGGGCAGGAUCAAGCAUUCUGUGUGCCCAGAGACAUGGUGAGCUCCUGUGGCUGAGCCAGUUCACCAGCUAGCCACAGACAUUAGCCCCGUAUGCCCACAUUGCCUGGCAUUUGCUGUGAGGUUAGCUUCACUUCUUUUGUUGCAGGCUGGCAAAGGGCUCCCAGAGAUGAAGUCUGGUGCCUCAGGCUGUGGCAGUUGGAUAUCUCUGUGGUGUUAAUGUGGCAAAGAUGUCACUACAGCUGAAGGGAAAUGAGGGUUUGUCUCUGCUGCUCCUGUUCACAGUCUGGUAGUAAUGCUGUGGAGGUGGGCUUGGACUUGAUUGCUAGGCUGUAAAGUGGAGCAGGUGAGAGAUGGGCACGUGUCCCUUUCUACCAGCAGUAGCAUGUGGAGAGAAGUGGGACAGACAGCUCUGAGUAAUAACACCUUCAACUGCCAGUUUUACUUGCUUCAGUGCAUGUGAGACAGGGCUGUUGGCAGAACUGCCACAGACCAAGAGCACCGAGGCUGUUACUACAGCUCAGCUGAUGCGCAGUGAUUUAAGCCUUGAUUGUGCAUCUGCUCUCCCAAAAUAAGCUUCUCUGGAGAAGACUUUGCCAGAUCUCCAGUGCCCUGCUGACCUUCAUUCCCUGCAGAACACGUGCUGCUUCAACAUGCCCCUGCACACACCAGAACGUGUCUCCAAAGAGCGGGCAUGGGUGUGAGUGUGAGCACCUGCUGCUUUUGCCUGUGCUGCUGUGGUUUGCUCUUUGACUCUAGCUACCUCAGAAAUGCUGUUCUUGUCAUCGUGGUUGUCCAUGCAACCCUCAAAAUUGCCUUCUAUAAUCUUAUUCUGGCAGUGAGUGAAGUUAAAUGUGUGGCUGAGAGUGUGUGUGUGUGUGUAUCUCUCACAAGUGUCCGUACUGGAGGAAGUUAUUGGGUUGUUUUUGUUUUUAUGAAGACUGCCCAUAUUUCUCACUGGUUUCAAAACUGAGUUGUUAGGACUUGAUUUUUUCUGUCAUUUUAAAACCACUCUCUGUUUUGCUGUGCUCAUAUUUGUAGGAAUGCAUUGGUAAAAGUGUAUUUUAACCUAGGUGAAAACUCGGGGCUGUGCUCAUGCAAAGAUGAUUUUUUGCUCUUGGUGAUGUGUGGUCUGGAGUGAAGCUUGACUCAAAUGUAUCCUCGGUGUACCUUCAGAUGUCACCAGGGAUACUGAGCAGUGUCUUGAUUUCUGAUUAUGUCAUGGGGGUUGGCACUGAUGCCAAGACUGUGAUUUCUUGCCAUGGCCUCAGAGGAUAAAAGGCUUGUUUUUCUUGAAGAUUUCAGAAAACAAAAAGCACCUCCCAAACAGUGAGGACAGAACCCCCAGCCCCCUUGUUUAAAUGUGGUGUGUAGCCUGCUGAAAGCUGUGCACUGAGGGAGCAGCAGUCAGCACACUGAACAGACUGUCACUCUGCAGUGCUCUGCUCUCCCAUCUCUGUAGGAUAUUCUGGUCCCUGCAGUUUCCUGCUUGCUUUGGGGGGAGCAAGGCUUUUGGGACCAAGUGAGCUCUGGCUGAUUAAUAUCUUUGAAGCAUCUUCAAAAAAAUACAUGUUUUGGCUUGUGAAAUACAGAUCUUUGAUAUCACCAAUUGCCUAAAAGGACAGAAAGGGAAUGGGGUGGAACUGGUCUGAUUGUUUCAUCCGAGUCCAAGCCUGCAUCAGGGUUCUCAUUGCACUAAGUGCUCUAAGUCUACUGCAAAGAGCAAGAGUAGAAUGACCAUGUCUGUCUUGCAGUAAGGGGUAUUGCUGGAUUUGGGAAAGGUGCUGGAACUGGCUUUGGAGCUCUGGUAUGUGUUUGGUAUAACCAGCAACUACUCUGCAUUUUCCUGGUAGAAAACUCUUUAACUCUUUUGUAGGUGGUUUGGAGCCCCAGGACAGCAGUGCCCCCAUUGGCAGUCCCCUCUGCUCUGAGGGUCAUUGGCAAAUGCUUUUCUCGGUAACAGGGUCUGACAUGCACUCAGGAAGCUGGUCCUGUGGUUCAACCCUCUACUCAUUCUAGGAUGCAGCCAGUUCCCACAGGGCAGCUUUUUAAGGAGCAUCCUGCCUGUGCUCCUGUAGUAUCCAGUCCGUCCAUCCUGAGGCUGACUGCUGACAUAGUGUGUCCCGACACACUUCUGGCCCUCUCCUCCUCAAGUGCUGGUGAGUCAGCAAUGCCUUUUGCUCUUCUGACACACAUGGCACAGAAUGGGAGACAUCCCUUAAUGUUUGUGUCUCCAAGAUGAUUCUCUAGUGGCUUUCUUUGAUAGUUUGGUUGUCCCCCAAAGUGUCAGACCCACAAUAGGAACUAUUUUAGCACUGAGUUUGGCCUGUGGGUUAUGCUGCAGCUCAAAAGCAGGCACGGGAUAAAGAGGAGGAUGAGAGGCUGCCUCGUUUUCAGUGAGUGGAAGUGCUUCUCUCUUUAAAGACAGAGCAGGUCUGUGGUCUGUUGCUUCUGCAUCUUGUUUGGUGUCUGCUUGUUCUGCAGACUGCAUUUAAGAGUGGUAGAAGAGCAGCAGCAGUCUAAGAUGACAGCUCUGCCUUUUGUCCUUUUAAAAGAGAGAGGAACUGAGCAACUGAGGUGACACAAUUUGUCUUCCAGCCAGCUUCUGAGUGGCAGUGUAGAACUUUCUAGCUGUCUGGGACAUGCCUAGACCCUAGUCCACCUCUUUGUAGUUGGCCUUCAUAGUUGAGGCAAUUAUUCACUCUCUUUCUGUACUUCAGCACACUGUCCUCAUUUUGCUGUUCACUGGAAAAUGUGGAGAGUUUCUAUCACCUUGUUGGGUAGCCAGAUUUGAAAUGUAUGAUUCUUUUUUAACUGGUGGUGGGGGCUGAGGGCUAAACUCGAUAUCCAAGUGUGGUGAUAAGCAAAUGUUUUGUGUAAGUAACAGGGAAAUGCAUUAAUAUUUAUUACUACUCUGAUUUUUUUUUAACCUGGAAAGAGUUGCUUCCUUGCAUUUUUGGGCUUGAGUGGGAAGAUCUAGGCCAAUCAUGUCUGGUUGGUUUGGGGUUGGUUUGUUUGUGUUUUAGAAGACAGUAACAACACUGGUUGCCUAUAAAGAUGUCAGUGGGAAAAUUAUAGUGAUGAUUUCAGCUGGUUUGAAAACUUUAAACCUGGUGAGCUUCUGGAUUUUCUUCUGUCUUCCUCUUCCUGGGCAUCUUAGCGAAGCCUUGGUUGCUCUUUUGUCCCCAAAUGUUUGUAUUUAAUACAUUCUACAAGUUUUUUAUAAAUAAAAGUAAAUGUUAACACCUGA
Pogoniulus pusillus (Red-fronted tinkerbird) is the source of this 4314-nucleotide messenger RNA. RefSeq names its product dual specificity phosphatase 22 (gene DUSP22). Gene Ontology annotation, molecular function: protein tyrosine/serine/threonine phosphatase activity; protein tyrosine phosphatase activity. Gene Ontology annotation, cellular component: cytosol. Gene Ontology annotation, biological process: protein dephosphorylation; signal transduction. Lineage: Eukaryota; Metazoa; Chordata; Aves; Piciformes; Lybiidae. The transcript is spliced from 7 exons. The record is from RefSeq and is a predicted model, not a curated record. Bases 261 to 881 code for a protein of 206 amino acids.